This is a messenger RNA of Elgaria multicarinata webbii, 1032 nucleotides long. RefSeq names its product zinc finger protein 202-like. Gene Ontology annotation, biological process: regulation of DNA-templated transcription. The transcript has 5 exons. NCBI's taxonomy places the organism in Eukaryota, Metazoa, Chordata, Lepidosauria, Squamata, Anguidae. The record is from RefSeq and is a predicted model, not a curated record. The coding region runs from base 135 to 938 and encodes 267 amino acids.
CCUGCUCCUGCGAGCUUCGUGUGUCCUUCGUCUGCAGCCUCUUUUCCCCUGCAAAGGAGCCGUGCAUUCCCUGCCUCAAAGGAGAAAUUGGCAGCCAAGGCAGGAGACUGUUUCGAGUCCUGGUGGGAGCAGAGAUGGAGAAGAGCGUGAAGAUGGAAGAGCAAAGCUUUGCAGGCCCUGAACCAGAAAACGUCUCCUGCAACAUCCAGGAAGGGAGCCAUGCAGAGCCCUGGGAAGGAAGAGUGCAGCAGGACCAGCCUGGGAGCAACGCCUGCUCAGACGUAGAGUGCCAGAGCUUCAGGAGGUUCCGCUACCAGGAGGCCAUGGGGCCCCGAGGGGUUUGCAGCCGUCUCCACCACCUUUGCUGCCAGUGGCUGAAGCCAGAAAAGCACACGAAAGCUCAGAUGCUGGACCUGGUGGUCCUGGAGAAGUUCCUGGCUGUCCUGCCCACGGAGAUGGAGAGCUGGGUCAGAGAGUGUGGAGCGGAGACCAGUUCCCAGGCGGUGGCUCUGGCAGAAGGCUUCCUCCUGAGUCAGGCAGAGGACAAAGACCAGGUCCAGGGGAUGUUGGCCAGAGCACCCACAGAUUUCCCUGAGGCAGGGAAGGCUCCACCGGGCAUCACACAGAGGCCGCUGGAUGGGCGGAUCUUGCAGGAGGGGGACGGAGGACCCUCCUCCCGGGGGAGCAAAACAACCGGCAGGGGAAGUGAACUGAUCCUGGGGGGUCCUUUUGGGCCUCGUUCGCUUGGCGGUGGAGUGGAAGCGGUUUCUGCACAGCCUGGGCAGGAUCCGGUGACCUAUGAGGAGGUGGCCGUGCAUUUCUCGGAGGAGGAGUGGGCUCUGCUGGAUCCAGGCCAGAGGACUCUGCACAAAGAAGUCAUGGAGGAGAAUCGUGGGAUCCUGGCCUAUCUGGGUAAGGAAUGGGAUUCCUCUGGGUAAGGCUCCCUCUCUGCCUUCCUGCCAGAUCCUGGAAGGUGGAAUUUCAGCUCUUCGUUCUUUGUGUCAGUGCAGAAUACAAAUGUCAUUGACUCCG